UUAAUUAAAAAUAACGAAGAAAAUUUAUUAUUUUAAGUUUCAAUAUUUUUUACAUCUAUGAAAAUGAUUAUUUAAUAAAUCUUAUCUAUUUUUAAUAUCGACCGGAGAAAUUGCUAUUUGCAAAACACGCCCGAAUGAAUAGUUAUGUAUAGUUUUGAUUGUCAAACGAAAAAAGGUUGAAAUGGGCUCGUCUAGUUCUCAUUUUCAAGACACCGUUGCUCAAAUAAUGAGCGACGAUUCAGCAAUGAUGAACACUCUUCUUUCGGAUGAAAUCAACCGCUUAACCUACGAGGAUUUCUUGAAAAUAGUAGGAGAAUUGAAUCUACUCUCAAAGAAAUGCUUGGAUUCCAACGGAAAUCAACUGAUAUUCGCUGUGAAGAAGGACACAGAUUCCACAAUAUUUUGGAAAGCCACCGUUCAAAUAGCUUGCGUAAAAAUCGACCCAACAAACCAGACUGUUAAAACCUUCAGGCUCCUUUCGCUCAACGAAUUUAUAAAGGUUUUCAAAACCUUCAAGUGUCAAACGAUGGCUGUUGAACAGUGCGAAAGUAAUGUUCCUGAGGAAGACAUUACUAUAUCUGGAAUACUAGAGAAAGUAAAGGAAUCUAGCAUGGAUAGUCAAAGUAUAUGCUGCAUUUGCUACGAAAGGAAACAAGAAAUCCUCCUACCUUGCGCUCACAGCUAUUGCAAAAAUUGUAUAGAGGAAUGGAAUGAGAAUCACGAUACAUGCCCGAUUUGUAGAGAAAGAUUGGAUAGUACCGAUGAUGCUUGGGUGCUUUCAGAAGUACCUAAAGCCGAUGAAAUAAAUAAAGAAAUCAGGGAUAAUCUGCUGGAGUUGACGGAUAACGAUAGAUCAUCACCUUGCAUACCUUUUUGAAUGGUUAUAGACUCUCUUCUUACUCGAGACUUCAUUCAAAAUUAUUAGUAUUUCUCAAAAAAAUUAUUUGUUCAAUUCAGGCUGUGAUACAAUCAGUAAUUAUUUAAUUUUUUUGGUCACCUGACAAAAGCUUUAAUGUUAUAGAAGAAGGCGGUCUGUUCAAAACUAAUUUGUUAGGGUUAGUAAGAUGCAAUAGAAUUGCAGUGUCAUUCACAGAAUAAAUGAUAGUCUAUAGUAUACAAGUCAGUUUUUUAUGCUGAUGCUAGCACUUCUACAGUACAUCUGAUUUUUUAUCAAUACUUUUGUAAUUACUUUUUACAUUCUCUAUGUAGAGGCAUAUGGUAACUGUAAAAUUUUAAUUGCAAAUUAAUUAUUAUUUUAUGUUGUAAUGUUGUUUUUUAUUUUACUUAGAUUGUAAUAUGAAGGCAGAAUCCAUGAUUGUAGGUAUAUUGGGUGUCAAUUUUACAACCACUUAUGGAGCUAUUAAAUGAACUAUUUUACAUGGCUCCCUAAUAAUAAACUCAAAAAAUUUAGUUAGUCUUUCAAUAAACAAUGUUCGCUAAUUAAGUUUGUAUUUACUAUCGGAUCCUAAAUAAUUCUAAAUAUUCAAUAAUGACCUUAUAAAAAAAACUGGAGUUUGUGUUGGAUUGGAU
Molecule: messenger RNA, 1530 nt
Organism: Phyllotreta striolata
Lineage: Eukaryota; Metazoa; Arthropoda; Insecta; Coleoptera; Chrysomelidae
Source: the annotation of a GenBank genome assembly